Molecule: messenger RNA, 2556 nt
Organism: Arctia plantaginis
Lineage: Eukaryota; Metazoa; Arthropoda; Insecta; Lepidoptera; Erebidae
Source: the annotation of a GenBank genome assembly
AUGUCGUUUUUUAAUCCCGAAAUCCCUAUUAAACAAAAACUACCAUCUAAGCACCCGUGGGAACAUCGGAUUAAAGCGAAAUUUUUUGAUAGAUAUAAGUACACUCACAAUUCUGUGCAAAAUCCUUUAUAUCCUUUACCAAAAAACAAACAUGUCUUAGGCACUAAGCCCGUAAAAUUUAUAGUGAUUGGCAACAGGGUCACAAGAGAGUUUAUUUAUUGCUACCACGUGGUAAGAGCAUUGUAUAAGCAUAGGAAAAAGGAAUUUGAAGCUCCUAUCAUACGAGGUGUUACGAGUGUAGAAUGGCCUAAAGUAUGGCAUGAUUUGAAGAUGCAGUUUGGUAUUGCAGCGUAUUGUAUAGAGUCCCAAGUUGCUGUGUUGAUAAAUAACCAAUUUCUCGGAGGAGAAAAUGAGUUUAGAACGCUAAUUCAAUCAAAAUAUGUUUACCAUUAUCCUGAAUGCUUAGAUUAUUAUAAGGAAGGAAUUGAACAGUUUACCAAUUAUGUUAAGUCUAACGGAAGACCAUGUGCUUAUUUACACAUUUCUAUUAAUGAUAUACCCAUAGGACCCUUGAUAUUUAUGCUUUACGCCGAUAUAGUCCCGCUCACAUGUCAAAACUUCCUAAAACUAUGUGAAUUAAAGAAAAAUGGCUAUGCGGGGGCCCCUAUCCACCGCAUAGUACAAGACUCUUGGAUACAAUGUGGAGGAUUUACAUUAAAAAAUCCCACUGAACUGGACUGUGAAAAUUAUAUUGUUCCCCAUGAUAGACGGGGGGUACUCGCCAUGGCUAACGCUGGCAGGAAUCAAGAUUGUUCAACACAAUUUUUUGUAUUACUACAACCUGCUGAUUGGAUGACACAUAAAUACGUAGCUUUUGGUCAACUUAUUGAAGGUGAAGGCACUCUUAAAAAGAUAGAAGGUGAACCGACGUGGCACGAAUCACCAACAGCUAAAAUAACUAUUUACAAAGCAGGAGUAUUUAACGUGGAGUGCCAUUGGAGACCCAUUAACAAAACAGCUACUGAUUACAUAUCUGGACACAUUGAAGAUCUUUUUCAAAUCGGAAAACUAUUUUACGAGAUGUUAUUAGAGAAAGUGUACGCGGUAAUUGAAGAGAGAAAAGAAGAAGAAGCAGGAGAAGAAGAAGAAGAUUUUCAAGUUGACGUUGUAAUACAAAAGGAAUCAAGUGUUCGUGCAACUAAAAGUUUUAAACGCAAUAAGGAGGAUAUAGAAAAAGAACUUAUACAAAAAUCAAGCCGUUAUAUGACACCCGCUAGUUCCGAAGUAAACAAUGAUUUUGACGUGGAAGAGUACGAGAAGCAUUAUGAGGAAGAAGAAAUGUUUCCAGAGCAAUCGAUUGCUGGAAGAUAUCGCCCAGAGACGCCUGAGUCAAGCAAGGUGCUUGAACAACCCUAUUAUUUACCUCUGACAGAUGUGCCUUAUCCUGGAGAGGUUCAGUCGACCUUUAAUCUGCAAAGAUUAUUGAGAGGUGAUUACUGUCAUGAGACUGACCUAGUAUUAGAUCGUGAUGAGAGAAAAAAAAUGUUUGCUGAAAAUAAAGAAUCUAUAACUAUCCCUGAUGAUCUGCUUGAUGCUUUAUUCGAGUGCGUAGAAUCUGAGGAAGAGCCUGAAGGUUCCUUACUCUCAGAUGAUGAAACGGAAAUCCGGGAAUAUAUCAAAGAAAAUGUGGACACAACUAGUUUCGCAGGUCCUAUUAUUAAAAAAGUAGCUAAUAUACAAGAUAAAUAUGAAAUACUCCAAGAUGUAAAUGAAAGGAAAAAGAAAAAUUUAUAUACUGACGAAGAUUUGCGGUUACUAAGAGUGGCAACAAAGAAACUUCACAGUGUGCAACGCAAGAGGGUGUCAAUCAACAAAAAUACUCCUGCAGCAUCGCAUACCAAAAUCCAUAGACGUCAAACAGGAUUUGUUCGUCCAGAGCAAAUACAACAGUUAGAGGAAAUUCUUGAGGAGUUGAGGGAGAAAGACGGAACAGCAGAAAAAGAAAGCGAAGCAAUGAGGUAUGUCGGUUUAGAAAUUUCUAGACCUGGCAGAUCAAGCAACCGAUUCCAAACGGGUCACGAACAUUCAUCAGAUACUCAAAGUACAAGGAAAUCAGUCCUCUUACGCCUUUACCAAGAACUAUCGAAUGAGGAGUUGAAACCCACAUUAAAGACCUUAAGUGAGAAGUUAGAGUCACAAGAAAUAAACCAUUACCCAUACCUGACGCGGUCUGUUCUACAUACGACUCUGAAGGAAUCAGACGAGAAGUUUUUCAUCCCUCGAAACUUUAUAUCCCGACAGCAAGUAGAAGAAACUCUUGAUAUACAACAUGGAUCUAAACUUUGCCGCAAGGUGUCUUCCGACUACGCUAAUACUCUACAACAUUUUGAUGAAAGGACGAAAUCUUCUAUAAGAAGUGUGGAAUAUGCAAAAAAUCGACCAUCUAUCUCUGUAGUUGAGUACAAAAUGCUAAAUCAAAAGUAUCAAGAGCAACUAAAGGCAUCUAAGGAUCAGUUGGAAGCAAACAACAAUAAGAGUGACAGAACGAGUAUCUAG